AUGGACGCCGUUGACUCGGUGGUCGACCCGCUCCGGGAGUUCGCCAAGGACAGCAUCCGUCUCGUCAAGCGCUGCCACAAGCCCGACCGCAAGGAGUUCACCAAGGUCGCCGCGCGGACUGCGAUCGGCUUCGUCGUCAUGGGAUUCGUCGGCUUUUUUGUCAAGCUCAUCUUCAUCCCUAUCAACAACAUCAUCGUCGGUUCCGGCUGA
This is a messenger RNA of Miscanthus lutarioriparius, 210 nucleotides long. The record is from the annotation of a GenBank genome assembly. Lineage: Eukaryota; Viridiplantae; Streptophyta; Magnoliopsida; Poales; Poaceae.